Molecule: messenger RNA, 792 nt
Organism: Opisthorchis viverrini
Lineage: Eukaryota; Metazoa; Platyhelminthes; Trematoda; Opisthorchiida; Opisthorchiidae
Exons: 2
Coding region: 1-792 (263 amino acids)
Source: RefSeq, a predicted model, not a curated record
AUGUACCUCCUCAGUUUGUUCUACCUGUCUGCAUUGAUCAAUCCUCAUGUGUGUUCCACAUGUCCACCUGAUUUUCGAAUAGAGAAUGAGGGUGUAUGUAUUGUGGUGGGAAGAUAUAUUUCUAACUUUUGUGCUGCGGCCGAUUAUUGCGCACUCUAUGGACAAAGAAGGCACCAACUGGUCUACCUGAUUGGCCGAAAUAUUCGUCGUAUUCCCCGACGCAUGACAGGUGCGCGUAGUUUUCAAACUGGACUGAACUUUCUGCUCGAACCACCAAAUAUGGGAACGCCAGUAUGGCGCGAUUUGGAUCCCAACGAUCCGGAAUACACAGCCACCAAGAACGACGUCCGUUAUGUGAAUCGAACCACGCAACUGAGUUCGCAAGAUAUCUCAUUGUGGUUACGAGAUGUGACAGUACUUCGCAAUGUUCCCCGCUUUACACGUCGACAUAGGACUCGAACAAUUUGUGAGUAUGGUGGGAAUCUUCCGGAUGGCCAUCUCAAGGUUCGAUUUCUCAGCAAUUUCCCCAAACCAUUGUCGGUACUCGUGCAUUCAGAAGGAAGUUUGUCUGGCUGCGAACAUGUAGUGGCCGCGAGAACGAAACUGGAUUGUGCACGCAGAUGCGCCCUCGAACCAGCGUGUCGAUCCAUCUACUACGACAGCGGGAGCAACAGCUGCGUCCACAUGAUGCACGCCGACUCGCUGCUGUCGCUAUCGGGUGCGAAACGCGGAUCGGGUUGGGUCCGUUUCGCAAGGACAUCCGUUGCAAUGAACAUGAAUGGCGAAAAGUAG